This is a messenger RNA of Trichomonas vaginalis G3, 738 nucleotides long. RefSeq lists its product as uncharacterized. Lineage: Eukaryota; Parabasalia; Trichomonadida; Trichomonadidae. The record is from RefSeq and is a predicted model, not a curated record. The transcript has a single exon. Bases 1 to 738 code for a protein of 245 amino acids.
AUGAGAAGCAAAUCCAUCUUAGCUGGUGCCGUUAAUGUUCCAAUUGAACCAACAUCAAAUGUUGACUCACGAACGACAAACAAUAUUGUCAUAAAGAAUUAUAGUUCAGAGUGUUUGAAAGAAAAAGAACCAGAUCUUAAGUCGGUGAAUUUAAACACAGCUUCAAACGCUAACGCUACAUCAGAUGUUAAGUUAGAGUAUCCACCACUGGACCAAGUUCUUUCAAGAGAAGCCAACGACAACCCUUACACAAAUGUUCAAACAAAUCCUUCAGAUAACGUAGACCAUUACCUUCUUCAGUUAUACCAAACUAUCUUACUCAAAGACGAUAAGAAGCUUUUGACAAAUCUUAUAAGCAAGAACCAAAUAAUUCUAACAAAGGAGGACCUUGAAAAUGUUAUAUCACGAAUAACAGGGAAACAAUGUGUCAUUGACUAUCUCGACCCUGAAAUCGAAUGCUGUGGUCAAACGCCAAUAUUUAUGAAAAUAGGUAACAUCCGCAUCAUUGAAACACCAGGAACUACAGGAGUUGAGUUUAAGUAUAGAUAUUCGAACGAGUAUACAAAACUAUCUACUGACUAUAAGCAGUCAGGACCUUCGGUCUUGGCGCUUUGCGCCGUCAGUCAAAAAAAUUUCAAGUUAGCAAUUUGUAAUAUCUAUCCAAAACUUCUUCAACAGUAUCGAACUCAUCUUCAUAAUGCAAACCUAAUCUUAUUGACUUGGUGCAGUUUUCACUAA